Poecilia latipinna (sailfin molly) is the source of this 1349-nucleotide messenger RNA. It is a transcript of the gene nopchap1, whose product is annotated as NOP protein chaperone 1. Gene Ontology annotation, molecular function: box C/D methylation guide snoRNP complex binding. The coding region runs from base 16 to 531 and encodes 171 amino acids. Gene Ontology annotation, biological process: box C/D snoRNP assembly. The transcript is spliced from 4 exons. Lineage: Eukaryota; Metazoa; Chordata; Actinopteri; Cyprinodontiformes; Poeciliidae. The record is from RefSeq and is a predicted model, not a curated record.
AAUAUAAGUGUGGUGAUGUCCGGAAAUCAUAGCCAGGUGUUAGCUACAUGUGUUGCACAUGCCGAGUUAAACUUUCUUUCCAACAUGGACCUAAACACGAAGAAAAACAUUUCCCAGUCUUUACUGUCUUGUGGAAACGAUGGAGGCCUCAGUGAGAAGCUCCUCCUGAAGCCCAGAGCGGGCCGAUCCCUGCAGACGGAGCGGGUGCCAAGGAGCAGUGUCCUGGAGCGCCUGCAGAGCUUCCUGCCUCGGAUGGCUGAGGCCAACGAGAAGCUGAAGCAGCAGCUGGAGGAGGCUCCUGAAGGACACUUUGACAUCCAGAACGUGGACGAGGCAGAACGGGUCAUAGAGAUGGAUGUAGCUGUGGUGGAGCUGAACGAGUCGGGCAGCGAAUCAGAAGAAGAGGAGGAGACGUCUGAGUCUGAGUCUGAGGAAGACGUCGCUGAGAUCAGAGAGAUGAACCUCAAACUGCCUGGAGACAGAGGGAACAAAAAGGCCAGCAUCCAGGUCCUGGAGCAGGGAAGGGAGUAGGAGAGUCAGCUGCAGAGUUCUGUUGGACGGUUAGCAGAAUGCUCCAGAGUACAGAGUGGCAGCUUUUCAUCAUCCCUAUGGGAGUGUUUAUAAACGGAUGAUGGGACUACCUCAUCCAGAUUGGCCUUCCACUGAUGAUCAGUGAGUCCUUCCAUGAGUUUAGGCCCAAACCUGCAGGUUCUUAAUGUUGUACGCUUUCUGCUAUCAUUUAGUGCAACAUUCUACUUUUGCAUUUCCUGUCAGAGUACAUAAGCGAAUGAGAAAAGCAUUCAUUGGGGAAGCUUCCUCUCAAGAAACUUGACGAUAUCUUAUAGGGACAACAAUCAAUAGUACACAACACCUCAGGCCCACUGAUGAGCACGGUGGAGGAGCUGUCAUGCUGUGGGCCUGUUUCUUUUCUAGAAGCCCUAGGAGUCAUGUCAUGUUGUGUGUGGCAGUCAAGAGAUCUGUAAUGGGUCUUCAAUGAGUUGCUCAAGAGGACCGUCGUCAAAUCAGAACAAAAUCAAACUUCUUACAUGACUGUAUCCGUUCAGAGAACAGCUCCAGUAGAGAACCUUUGGGCUGACAGACAGCUUCAGACGACAUCCAGGACUAUGGAGGAUGUGCAGAGGUCAUGUAACAACCGGUCACUGGUAAACCUUAUGGACGACUGUUUGCCAAGGUUUACUUUGUGCGAUUUUAUAAGAGAAGUACUGUCCUCCUACAUAAAUGAAUGGCAGUUUCUGUGGAACAUAUCUUAUGUAAAUAAUGUUCUGCUUAAAGUGCUUUUUCCCCCCAAUUUGGUAAAUAUGAUCUAAUUAAAGGUUUGAUUUUUAUAA